CCAAAUAAGUUGUCAUCCAACAAUAGUUUCAAGCUCCAUUUCGACUAUUAGCAGCUGAUAAAGAGCUUAUCAAAAACUUAAAUAAAUAUUAUUGACUGACAUAAACAGCUACCAGUUCCUCUCAUCAGCUGAAUCAAAGACAAUUCUAACAUAAAACAUUUCUUGAACAUAGAUUAAAGGGAAAAAUAAAUUAAAAAAAAAAAAAGAAUAAAUGAUGAAGCCGGAUGUUGCUUUCCUUUGUUUGAUAUUAUAUCCAACCAUCUUAAUUAACAUCAGAAAAUGGUAGCAGUCAAUUUCAUUGACAGAGGCACUUUGGCAAUAGUUAACAAAACAAGAACACAUGAAACCAAAGUUUUUACAGGGAAACUCUCUCUCAUGGCUGUAACUACUAAAUGCCACAAGAGUUUGUAAAAGAUUCAUGAUUCUCCAAGGGACGAUAACUCUGUUUUUAUCAGAACAUUCCUAGUACAUUUGUCUUCUUGUCCCACUAACGUACAGGACAUUGCAUUGGUUUGAAGAUGCUUUUAACUUUGGAAUUAACAAAAUCAAAGAAAUUGCCACCUUAUUGCCUUACUGCCAAUCCUCUUCUUUACAAAUCUAUAUAACUAAAAAUUCCCUUUUAAUGGAUAUCCGAAUAUGCGCACUGAAUCAACUUCUGAAUUAGAUGUUUUCCCGGAUUCAUCACCGCCAUCAUUUCUCAUUGUCUCUCAAAAGGGCAUAGUAUUUUCAAGAGAACUAGUAAAAUUAAUAACUGUUCUAUCCGCCUGUAAGAUAGAAAAAAGUUUACAUGCGAUUUGAGUUCAAUGGAAUCUCAAAGGGUGGUGGUGAUUCAGGAUGCAUCAAGAGAAGUUUGUUCAAGUGCUUUGAGGUGGGCAUUCCAAGGCUUGUCACUUAAGCCUGGCGAUAUGCUUACCUUUCUUGCAGUUCUUCAUCAGGUUGAUAACCCUUUGGGAUAUAAAAGCAAAGUGGAUUCAAAUUCCAUGUUCGGAACGAAUGAGAAAAUUGUCAAUAGAGAAGCUGCGAGGAAGAAGGAAGAGUAUGGGAAGAAUGCAGAACUCGUACAGGUUUCCAAGCUGUAUGAGAUGCAGAAGGUUGUAUUUAAGAUAGAGGUGGCAACAGGACCUUCACCAAAGGUAGUUGCUUUAAAAGCAGCAGAAAAUUUGAAGGCAACAUGGGUGAUUCUUGACAGGCAGAUGAAGAGAGACAGGAAAUAUUUCCUGGCGAAACUUUCAUGUGGUAUAUCAAGAAUGAAGCGAAAUAACAUGAUUAAGCAAUUGAGAGGUCCAAAACCAAUGCCAAAAUACACACCUUUAAAGCAAGAAAAUCUCAGCAGCUUAAUAACUUAUGACGACAUGGUGCCAGGAACUCCUGACGAUCUUUUCAGCAUUGAAAUUCGUCCAAGCGUAGCUGAAGCAGACCAAGAAAGACAGGUUCAAGAAAUAACACAUGGCUCUGAGAAAGCAAGAGAAGAAUGGCAAGCUGAAGAGGUACUUCAAAAUUCAAUGUGUGCACUUUGCAAGAAUAGACGACCGAGUAAUGGAUGCCAAAUGGACUUCACAUAUGCAGAACUCCAUGCUGCUACAGAUGGAUUUUCGCCAAAGAAUUAUUUAUAUGAAGGUGGAUUUGGAUCUGCUUUCAGAGGUCACCUGAAAAGUAGAAAUCUGAAAAUAGUCGUAAAGCAACAGAAAACUGCAACUCCUCAAAAAGAAAUGAAUUUCAGUUCAGAAAUCAAUCUGCUCAGACAUAAAAACGUACUCAUGCUCUUAGGAUCAUAUGCAACAGGAAGUCUGAAGCUACUUGUAUAUGAGUAUGCCUGCAAUGGUUCACUGAAACAACACUUAUCAAGUAAGCAGUUGGUUUUACAACUUCAUUAUCAAACAAUCCAGUUCUUGAAUCUAGCAAAAAUUCAAGAGGUCUAA
This is a messenger RNA of Ricinus communis (castor bean), 1919 nucleotides long. RefSeq lists its product as uncharacterized. Gene Ontology annotation, molecular function: protein kinase activity; ATP binding. Gene Ontology annotation, biological process: protein phosphorylation. Lineage: Eukaryota; Viridiplantae; Streptophyta; Magnoliopsida; Malpighiales; Euphorbiaceae. Gene Ontology annotation, cellular component: plasma membrane. Bases 804 to 1919 code for a protein of 371 amino acids. The record is from RefSeq and is a predicted model, not a curated record. The transcript is spliced from 5 exons.